Molecule: messenger RNA, 1727 nt
Organism: Aspergillus fijiensis CBS 313.89
Lineage: Eukaryota; Fungi; Ascomycota; Eurotiomycetes; Eurotiales; Aspergillaceae
Product: putative hexokinase Kxk
Exons: 5
Coding region: 37-1464 (475 amino acids)
Biological process (GO): glucose 6-phosphate metabolic process; glycolytic process; intracellular glucose homeostasis
Cellular component (GO): cytosol; mitochondrion
Molecular function (GO): glucokinase activity; D-glucose binding; fructokinase activity
Source: RefSeq, a predicted model, not a curated record
CUCGGUCCCAAGCGCCCCCCUUCCCGCAAGGGAUCCAUGGCCGAUGUGCCCCAAAACCUCCUGCAGCAGAUUAAGGAGUUUGAGGAUAUGUUCACCGUUGACCGGGCCACACUCAAGAAGGUUGUCGACCACUUUGUGAAGGAAUUGGAGAAGGGUCUUAGUGUCGAGGGUGGCAACAUUCCCAUGAAUGUCACCUGGGUUAUGGGAUUCCCCGAUGGUGAUGAACAGGGAACUUUCCUCGCCUUGGAUAUGGGUGGUACCAACUUGCGUGUCUGUGAGAUCACCUUGACCAAGGAGAAGGGUGGCUUCGACAUCACUCAGUCCAAGUACCGGAUGCCCGAGGAGCUCAGAACCGGCACUGCUGAGGAGCUGUGGGAGUACAUCGCCGACUGUCUGCAGCAAUUCAUUGAAUCUCACCACGAGGGCGAGGAGCUCUCUAAGCUUCCCUUGGGUUUCACCUUCUCCUAUCCCGCCACCCAGGAUUACAUCGACCACGGUGUCCUGCAGCGUUGGACUAAGGGCUUUGAUAUUGAUGGAGUGGAGGGCCACGACGUCGUUCCUCCUCUGGAGAAGAUUCUUAAGGACAAGGGCCUGCCUAUCAAGGUUGCUGCCUUGAUCAACGAUACUACCGGAACCCUCAUCGCGUCUGCGUACACCGACCCUGCUAUGAAGAUUGGCUGCAUCUUCGGCACUGGUGUUAACGCCGCCUACAUGGAGAAUGCGGGCUCUAUCCCCAAGCUUGGCCACAUGAACCUACCCGCUGAUAUGCCCGUCGCCAUCAACUGCGAGUAUGGCGCAUUCGACAACGAGCACAUUGUGCUCCCCCUCACCAAGUAUGAUCACAUCAUCGACCGGGACUCUCCCCGUCCCGGCCAGCAGGCUUUCGAGAAGAUGACCGCCGGUCUUUACUUGGGUGAGAUCUUCCGUCUCGCCCUGGUUGACCUGCUGGAGACCCACCCGGGUCUCAUCUUCAACGGCCAAAACACCUCGGAGCUGCGCAAGCCCUACCUCCUGGACUCGUCCUUCUUGGCCGCCAUUGAGGAGGAUCCGUAUGAGAACCUCCAGGAGACGGAGGAGCUCCUGGAGCGCAAGCUCAAGAUCAAGGCGACGCAGCCCGAGCUGGAGAUGAUCCGCCGCCUUGCGGAGCUUAUCGGUACCCGUGCGGCUCGCCUUUCGGCCUGCGGUGUUGCUGCCAUCUGCAAGAAGAAGAACAUCGAGUCGUGCCACGUGGGUGCCGAUGGUUCCGUGUUCACCAAGUACCCCCACUUCAAGGCCCGUGGUGCUCAGGCGCUGCGGGAAAUCCUUGACUGGGCUCCCGAGGAGCAGGACAAGGUCUGCAUCCAGGCUGCCGAGGAUGGUUCUGGUGUAGGUGCCGCCCUCAUUGCUGCCUUGACUCUGAAGCGUGUCAAGGCUGGCAAUGUGGUGGGUAUCCGCGAUGCGAACGACAUGAAGACUCUCCUAUAAACAUGUGAAGUGGGGUAAGAGGUAAUCUUUUUGAGAAUUUCCAGCGUGGUGUUUGAGAGCGGCUGUUUUUUUGGGCGGGGGGAAAAUGGAUGACUCCAGCGACAUAGAACAGAAGAAAGAGACAGUACAGUACAUACAUUGGCGAUGAGUGGCCGACGCUUGGUUAAGACAGGUUGGUAUACAGGAUCACGCAAGUAUUUGAAAUUGUCGAUAGACGGUAACCAAAUCUAUCCAUUGAAUUUGACGAUUGUCAAUAUACACCA